Messenger RNA from Erythranthe guttata (spotted monkey flower), 1560 nucleotides. RefSeq names its product AAR2 protein family. Gene Ontology annotation, biological process: spliceosomal tri-snRNP complex assembly. Lineage: Eukaryota; Viridiplantae; Streptophyta; Magnoliopsida; Lamiales; Phrymaceae. The record is from RefSeq and is a predicted model, not a curated record.
UCUAAAGAAGAAAGCAAUUAGCAAUUACGCAGUGCUGAAAAACCCUGAGAAUUUAAAAUCCCACUAUAAAUCCCUACAUACGCCAAAACUCAAAUCACCAUCAAUGGACGCAGAGGCAGCUCUGGAAUUCGUGAAGCAUGGCGCUACUCUACUUCUUCUCGACGUUCCUCAGUAUACACUCAUCGGCAUCGAUACCCAGAUGUUUUCAUCGGGUCCUAAUUUUAAGGGAAUCAAGAUGAUUCCUCCUGGUAUUCACUUCAUCUACUACAGCGCGUCGAACAGGGAAGGCAGAGAGUUUUCUCCUGUUGUUGGUUUCUUCGUUGAUGCCAGCCCUUCACAGGUUAUUGUUCGGAAAUGGGAUCAAGAGGAAGAGCAUCUUGUCAAAUUGUCAGAAGAAGAGGAAGCAAGAUACUCUGAUGCGGUUAAGAAGUUGGAAUUUGAUAAGCAGCUAGGACCAUACACAUUGAGCCAGUAUGCCGAUUGGAUUCAUCUGUCAAACUAUAUCACCAAAGAUACAAUUGAGCGCAUUGAACCUAUUGGAGGAGAAAUCACAAUUGCCUGUGAAUCUGAUAUGUUUGCGAAGUCAACUAAAACGUCCAUGGAGAAAACAUUGGCCGAGCAGUUAAAGAACAGCAAGCUUUCAGUGCCUGAAGAGAAGUCCCAAAGAAGUGGUUGUUAUUACACUGCAGUUCCUCGGAUUGUCAAGCAAAAGGGCAUAGGUGUGGAAGAGCUUACCAGUUUGAAUCUCGACAAGACGCAUCUCUUGGAAAGAAUAUUGAUGAAAGAAUAUGGAGGUGAUGAAAAUGCACUUUUAGGAGAACUGCAGUUUGCAUUCAUUGCAUUUCUGAUGGGACAAUCACUUGAUGCAUUUCUACAGUGGAAGCUUUUAGCGAGUCUCUUAUUUGGCUGCACAGAAGCUCCUCUUCGCACCAGGAGUCGGCUAUUCACCAAGUUUAUUAAGGUCAUAUAUUAUCAGCUGAAAUGUGGAUUUCAAAAGGACCAAAAGGAGAUCGGUGCUAUGCCCGAAGGAGUGUCAGCGUUGUUGGACGAGUCCUGGUUAUCUUCUGAUAGCUUUCUGCACUGCAUUUGCAAGGAUUUCUUUUCCCUGGUACUAGAAGCUCCAGUUGUUGAUGGGGACCUUCUCUCUUCGACGAGAAGACUCAAAUCACUGCUUGAGGACACUUUAGGUUGGCACUUUCAGCCGAACAGUACAGCUGACGCAAUUUAUUUUGACGAAGACGACGAGUAUGCUCCAGUGGUAGAGAUUUUGGAUGACACAGAGUGCAUGAAUACAUGAACUGAAGUACGAAAUACCAACGUUGGUUGUCCCUCCAAUUUCAAUUCACAACAAGAAGCAAACUUAGUCCCCGUGUGCAUGUGCAAGUAAACGAGGUGAAAUCUAGGCUUCCAAUUUUCACUAAUACGCGAAAAGUUUUAGUUAACUAGAUAUCUUGUAGCAUCCUUUCGUACUCCUAUUGACGAUAUAACAUAAUGUUUUCACUAAUGUACAUUUUGUCAUUUGUAGUUGAAUUUUAAAAUCAAUAGAGCUCUUUGGAUUUA